AUGAGCGCCCCCUACACCCGCAUCAGCCAAAUUGCCAGCCACCUCAGCUCGCACGAUCCGCGCUCGGAAGAGAGUGGCCACGUUCAGCGUGUCAAGCAGACGGAAGCUUUUCUCCAUAGCGAGCGGUUCCAGUUUGUCAAGCGUCCGUAUGGCGCCGAAGACGUCGUGAAGCUGCAAGGCACAAUGCCCGCUGCCAACGUCGGGAUCGCUAUGUCCCAUAAACUGUACAAGAUGUUGCGGGAGCUGCAGGCGGCCCAGAAGACGAGCCACACGUUCGGCGCGCUGGACACGAUCCAGGUCACGCAAAUGGCCAACCACUUGUCGACUGUCUACGUCAGUGGCUGGCAAUCGUCCUCGACGGCCUCAACGUCGAACGAGCCUGGACCGGAUGUGGCUGACUACCCCAUGGACACGGUGCCGAACAAGGUCGACCAGCUCUUUCGUGCCCAGCUCUUUCACGACCGCAAACAGUACGAGGCACGUCGUCGCUUGACUGCUGACGAACGUGCUCGCACACCGCCCACGGAUUUUUUGCGUCCUAUUGUAGCGGACGCUGACACUGGUCACGGUGGUCUCACUGCUGUGAUGAAGCUGACCAAGAUGUUUAUUGAGCGUGGCGCUGCGGGCAUUCACCUCGAGGACCAGAAGCCCGGCACGAAGAAGUGUGGCCAUAUGGGUGGCAAGGUACUCGUCUCGGUGCAGGAGCAUAUCCAGCGGCUCAUUGCUGCUCGUCUGCAAGCUGAUAUCCUCGGUAGUCCAUUGGUUGUUGUGGCUCGCACAGACGCUGAAGCCGCUACGUUGCUGGACAAUAACAUCGAUCCUCGCGACCACCCCUUCAUUAUUGGUGCCACCAAUCUGAACGUAGAGUCGUACAUUGACGCUACUCGUGCUGGUCGUGAGAAAAAGUGGGACAAGCUGGCACAGGCCAAGACUUACCCGGAGGCUGUUCGCGAGGUGCUGGAGAAGUCGGGUCGGUCGGACGCUUUGGCCACGUGGAACGCCCGUUGCCUGGAGCUGAGCCUGCCCAAACUGCAGGCUCUGGCACAGUCGCAAGGUGUAAACAUUGCUUUUGACUGGGACCGUGCACGUACCGUGGAGGGGUACUAUCGUGUGCGCGGCGGUGUGGACUAUUGCAUUGCUCGUGGCCGUGCGUAUGGUGAAUACGCUGACUUGAUCUGGAUGGAAACGGCCAAGCCAGGUGUGCCGCUGGCGCGCACGUUUGCUGAAGGUGUCAAAGCUAAGCUUCCGCACCAGAUGCUGGCGUACAACCUUUCGCCGUCGUUCAACUGGGACGCAGCUGGUAUGUCGGACACAGAGAUCGAGACGUUCGUGACAGACCUGGCCCAAUUGGGCUUUUGCUGGAUGUUUAUCACGCUAGCUGGUUUCCACAGCGACUCGCUUGGCAUCACCCGCUUCGCACGCGACUAUGCCAAGCGCGGCAUGCUUGCGUACGUCGAGGGCGUGCAGCGAGCCGAGCGCAACGAGGGUGUCGAGACGCUGAAACACCAGGGCUGGUCAGGCACUGAACUGGUGGACGCGAUGCAGAACACUAUCACAGGUGGACUGUCAUCGACGAACACGAUGGGUCACGGUGUUACGGAAUCGCAAUUUUGA
This is a messenger RNA of Peronospora matthiolae, 1614 nucleotides long. Lineage: Eukaryota; Oomycota; Peronosporomycetes; Peronosporales; Peronosporaceae. The record is from the annotation of a GenBank genome assembly.